AUGCCUUUCAACCUCAAGAAGACGUACCAUUCGGCGCCGAACUUCUCGAUUCCAGCCCCUGACGCAAAUGGGCCCCUUCAGCUCGGCACGAUUAUUGAUGAUCCCGAAGAUCCUACUCCGCUGAACCCUACCGAACGGAUCCCGAUCCCGGCCGAGCAAAUAUUUCGAACCCAGACUCCUGGGUUUCGAACAAAAAUGAAUAGUCAAGCUAGUGGGAAGCUUGGCAUCUUCACGAAGCUGCUGGGCCUAGGGGGGUUCGGCGGCAGUCUCGGUGUCAGGGGGGGCUAUUCUAACGAAGAGAUCCUCGUUACAGACCGCCUUGACACUGAGUCCUUCAACCCAACUACCGAGCAGAUCAGGCUCGCGAUCGAGGUUCCCACCGUACGGGCCUAUCGCAGGGCCAACCGUGACAAAGAGCCGCUGUAUCUGAUUACAAGCAUCAAAGUCGCUCGUGGCGCAUCGGCUUCGGUGAUACAGGGGCGGGCCUUCGGCGGAGGCGUGGAGGCAGCGGUGCCGGACCCAGCUACUGGCCUCUUCCAGGUAGGCGCCAAUGCCGGAGGCGAGAUGAGCAGAGAGACCGAAAUGGGCUUUGAUCAUACGUCAGACUUUGUGCUGGGGUAUCGACUCUCAAAGCUGAUCAUGAAGAAGGACGGGGUGAAAGCGAAGAGACACCGACGCGGUGCUACGCUGGUGUCCGAUGAUGCGCAUGGAGUCGUCGACAGCCGACCCCGAAAUUUGUAG
Messenger RNA from Trichoderma virens Gv29-8, 741 nucleotides. RefSeq lists its product as uncharacterized. The coding region runs from base 1 to 741 and encodes 246 amino acids. The transcript has 2 exons. NCBI's taxonomy places the organism in Eukaryota, Fungi, Ascomycota, Sordariomycetes, Hypocreales, Hypocreaceae. The record is from RefSeq and is a predicted model, not a curated record.